UGAUUUGUCAUUCUUGUUCAAGCGGUGCUAGCAGGCGCUUGUACAAAAUGUUUGUUUACGCAUUUAUAUGCGUUUUUAUCGGGUCAACUAUAGGCUUUCAUGUCGAUAAAGAAGCACCACCGCAAUGGAGUGACGUGUAUACGAUCAAGGGAAUAUUAAAUAUCCCGUAUGCAGAGCUCCAUGAACCCUUCUACGCUUGGUUUGACAGCAAGAAUGGCAAGUCCCGGAUCGACUACUAUGGUGCGAUGGUCAAGACCUACCAGCUCGCAGCAUCCGUUUACCCCGAGUUUGGUACUUCUAUCAAGAUCGCUCCGGUGACCACUGAGAAAGUACAAAACCAAGACACCUGCCUCCAGGUGAACGGUACUAAGGGUGAGAGCAUCAACGUACAGACAGUGCUGCCGGAUAUGACAGACUUCAAAUAUGUCGAUACAGAAACGAUGCAAGACUCGGACGCAGUGAAAUGGCGGAUGGUGCAGAACAUCGGCGACAAGAUCAACAAGUACACUAUGUGGGUGAAGUACAAGAAGAGCUUGAGGGGUGACCCCAUUCCCAUACCUAUCAGGUACGAAAUGAAGGGCUUCAACUCGCUCCUCGGCUCGCACUACGACCAUUACUACAUCGACUAUAGGGACUAUGACGUCGAUGAAAUCGACCAGGACGUGUUCAGGAUUGACCCCAGUUUCCAGUGCUCGUCGUUCCCGGGCCCUGGAUCGCGCCACUUCGCCACCUUCAACCCGAUGAAGGAAUUCGUGCAUCCUGUACAUGACGCUCACGUUGAUGAUGAAUUCGAAAGGUUCAAAUUCAAGCACAACAAACAAUAUGCAUCCGACGUCGAACACGCCAAAAGAUCCAAUAUUUUCAGACAAAACCUCAGGUACAUCCACUCAAACAACCGCGCCCGUCGUGGGUUCACGCUGACUGUCAACCACCUCGCGGACCGGACCGACGACGAACUCGCGGCGUUACGAGGCCGCCGGUACUCCGGACCCAACAUGGGCUUGCCGUUCCCUCACAGUGAGAAGUCGUUGGAGGAACUGAGCGACAAAGUACCAGCGGAACAUGACUGGAGAUUGUUCGGCGCUGUCACUCCAGUCAAAGAUCAGUCCGUCUGCGGUUCGUGCUGGUCUUUCGGCACCGUGGGUGCGGUGGAGGGAGCACUGUUCAUGCACAACGGCGGCCACUUGGUGCGACUCAGCCAACAGGCCCUUGUCGACUGCUCUUGGGGUUUUGGUAACAACGGCUGCGACGGUGGGGAGGACUUCCGCGCGUACCAGUGGAUCAUGAAGCAUGGACUACCCACUGAGGAGGACUACGGCGGUUAUUUGGGACAGGAUGGAUACUGUCACAUAGACAAUGUGACACUCGUCACGUCGAUGAAGGGCUGGGUGAACGUCACCACCAAGAACGAAAACUCCUUGCGGUUUGCUAUCUUCAAAUACGGCCCGGUGUCCGUGGCCAUCGACGCGUCGCACAAAAGCUUCAGUUUUUACUCGAAUGGCGUCUACUAUGAGCCCAAAUGCAAAAACAAAGUUGAAGAACUCGAUCACGCAGUACUGGCGGUCGGCUACGGCAUCCUCAAAGGUCAGAAGUAUUGGCUGAUCAAGAACUCUUGGUCCAACUUGUGGGGCAACGACGGAUACGUCCUUAUGUCCACCAAGGACGACAACUGCGGCGUUCAAGCAGCCCCCACUUACGUCCUUAUGUAGAUGACAUACACUUACGCCCUUAAAUAAAUACCAUCUUUAUAGCACGGACGAAAUAAUACGUUUCUGAGCCUCUAAAACAGAAUCCAAUUCUGUACGCCCAUUUUUUUUUUAAUUUUUUUUACGGCAUGGAUUCAAGUCCUUUAAGGCCUUUCAAAGAAUAUUACAUUUUAGCUUGAAACUAAGAUAAGGUAAUUAUCAUUUUCUUUGAAACAUUAAAAAAAAACAACAUAAAAAUAAUUAAUAUAAAAGCUGUAAAUUUAGGAACUACGGUGUCACUUAUUGUGUCAUGUGACAUUGUAACAGCGCAGUAUGGAUAAAAAAACGUUUUCUCAUUUAUCGAUGAUUAUAAAAAAAAAAUCAAGUUGGUAGUAUAGUUUGUGUUGAUAAUCUUCUAAAAUUUGUACUUUUUGUGUACAAACCAGACAUACUUGACGUUUCAAGUGCUUAUAGAGUAGGCGUACUUAAAUUAA
Molecule: messenger RNA, 2179 nt
Organism: Pararge aegeria (speckled wood butterfly)
Lineage: Eukaryota; Metazoa; Arthropoda; Insecta; Lepidoptera; Nymphalidae
Gene: 26-29-p
Product: digestive cysteine proteinase 2
Exons: 15
Coding region: 48-1709 (553 amino acids)
Biological process (GO): immune response
Cellular component (GO): lysosome
Molecular function (GO): cysteine-type endopeptidase activity
Source: RefSeq, a predicted model, not a curated record